AUGCAGUGCAUGGGAACCAGUUAUGAGGGAUGUCUCGUUAAUGGGAGGUAGGAGUUACUGUAUCGUAGACUGGAAACUUGUUUAAGCGUUCGUAAUGAUCAGUUGUCAACCGUUUUUAGCAACGUUAAUCCUUUAAAGGCAUGGAUCUCAAAUAAACGCCGAGCUUAAUAGCAGAGUUUUAAAUUUGAUCCACAGGUUUAUAUUCGUGAUUUGAUGUCAAAAACGAUACAGAGAAUAAUUUAUCAUAAAUCAAACAUUGAUAAUGCUGAUAAAUUUAGGAUGUAAAUCCAUUCACAGUGCGUUAUAAACGUCUCUCCAGAAUCAAAUUUCAUAUUUUUAUUUUGCGGAGCAAACACUUGCCAAAAUACCUGUUUGAUUUCAAUGGAGGUGUUCUCUAUUGAUUUCAAAAUCAGUGUGUGGUUUUUUAAGCAAAAUUAACAUAAUCUACCUUUUCUUUAGCAGUCGUGUUUUUGUCAAGACACUUCGACGCCUCAAACGUUUAAUUUUGUAAAUAAGAAUACUAGGCGGGUAUGGCAGUUCAUGAACUGUCAUUGGAGAGAUGUAAACUAGGAACAGUGCAUUAAGGUAAUUUAUUACAGGAAUAGAUAUUUUCAAUUAGCGACUUUUGCCAAACGAUAGCCUUGAGGCAACCAAUACCUUACUGCAGUUUGAUUUAACCUUUUAAUUUUCUUUUUGAUUUAUUUUUUAAUAAGAAUGGACGAUGCCGAAGCAAUCUACACAUUUCCAAAAUACUUUAGGAGUGAAUACCAAGGGACUAUACGGGACGGCAUGUAGGUAUAUUUUUAUUGGUUUGUUUACUUAUUAAUUUGAAUUGUAAACGCAUUGUGGACCUUAGUGCUUUUAGCAAGAAAGGCUUCUUUGAUCAUAAUGUAACCCCAAGAAUUACUAGCAAAUUCAUUGCACCACGUUGAUACGAGCAACCUCGCGUUCCCAGGGUUAUCUCACACCCGCCCUACGCUCCGUAGGGCGGGUAGGAGAGAACCCUGGGAACGAGGAUGUGAUACGAGAGCAUGGAAGUCCCCACUCUCUUUUGCAUCCCUAAAAGUAUGUGAUACCAUUUUAAAUUCCAAGUAGAAAGCCUAUUACUUGCUCUUACUGGAGAUAUGUGACGUCAUUUAAAAGGCAGCCAUCUGAAAAUUCCGAUUUUUCAAAAACAAUAAGAUCUUAAUAUUAUUUCUGACGCUUAACUUGAACCUGUAAGAUAUUGUUUUUAAUGAAAAUACUAUCGUUAAGGUUUUGUGCACAAAAGGUGCGCGAAAAAACUGUUUUCACCAGAGCAGUAGUGAAAUGUAGUAAUGUAGUUUGAGUUAAGAAAGUUAAAAAGAAAAAGACGUAAAGGUCAUGAGAUCGACCUUCCGCCCCAUGUAAAAGAAUAGGCGGGAUUUUGGAAUCCAGGAAAUUUUUGCUUGUAGAAUCCGGAAUCCAACAAAUUUUGGCCAUAGAAUUCGGAAUCUUGGACUUUGAAAUGUGGAAUACAGCUCACAUGGAAUCCGGAACUACCCACCUACUAACGAUCGGCUGGAAUCCUGGAAUCCAAGUUCCAUCGACAAAGAAAUCAGCCGGAAUCCAGUACCUGGAAUCCAUAAUUCACGGCGUGGAAUCCAGAAUCCAAAUCUUCCCUCUAUCCUCUUACGUGGGACGAGACCCUCAGUAAUCUAAAUAUAUAAAAUGUACAUAAACUCGGAUAUCCGUGACUAUGAUGUUACGUAGUUUAGUACCAUAUGACGCGCCUUUUCUCACGGCCCGACUGACAGCCCCUGGGUCUCCGAGGAUGCAAUGCAAGUGAGCAUGCUUUUGGCCUUUUUUUGUCUAGAUAGUUAAGCAGACUGACUUGAUAUAUAUGACAGCAAAUCAGUUUUCUAAUAGGUUUCAUGGUGAAGGAAAACUAAAGUUUCCCGAAGGAGUCAACUACGUGGGAAAAUUUGAAAAGGGAAAGGCCAUUGAGGUAAGGUAACCUUUACUCCCCGGGCAAAGUACAGUAUGAACCGGCGCCUCGAGCUCCCGCAAACAACAUUUAUCUGAAUUAACUAAAUGCCCGUGUAAGAGUUUAAGUUUUCCAUCACUAUUUUCCAUUUUUUUAAACCUAGUUUAAUAAAACAUGUUUAGUUUGUGUAAAGCCAGGCAUGUAAGCUUUCGUCAUAAAAAAAACAUUUUCAAAUUGCCCGCUAACGGAGUAUAGAUUAUUUAUGGCGGAAAUCGCCAAAACACAACAAAGCUCAGUUUUUUAAUUUUUCAACUCGUAUCCACGCUAGGCUUUUUUUAAAAAAAAUAUUGUAGCAUUGUAGAGGAAGCACCCUGUUAAUCACUACCAAAAGGACUGUUCUCGAGUGUGGUGCUGACACCUAGUUGGAACUAAGUUUAAUUUUGUUUGUUUGAUUGGUUUCUUUAAGGGUUACUUUGAAUUUUCGGACGGACUGAGCUGUUACCUUGAUAUAUGGGAUUACUGCAAUGGUGAUACGGAUAGAACUUUUAAAUCCGAAGUUGAAAAUGGACUGAAACCAGCAGGUAGCUAAUAUAAGAGACUCGGUGCCGUUCACUAAGGGUCGUAUCAUCGGUUUACAGUCGUUUCGCCAACGUCCUGAGGGCCCAGUUGCUCGAAGCAUGGUUAGCGUUUACCAGCGUUUAAUACCUUGACAACGUAUUGGUUUUGAUACUGCUUAACCAAUGGUUAAAGCUAACCAUGCUUUGAGCAACUCACCCCCUUGUUGGCUAACAUCUGAAGUUUUUUCCCGUACGUGUUGGGUACUGAGUUCCCCAACUGCUUUAGCCUGAUUAGCGGCUGAAAGAAUGAUGUAUAUAAAUGCGUGUCGCACUUUUUUGUAUCAUCCCUGAGAGAACGAAGCAUACACAUGCGCAGAACUCGUCAUUCGUUUCUUAGCGGAACGACAUAAGACGUUAGUGAAACGGUUCGUAGGCGAAACUACCGCUCAUCGUAUCAUCACGUUUUUGUUAUCCUCGCUAUCAGCUGCGAAGAUGAUAGAAAACAUUUCUCAGGCGAUGCUUACACCCUAUCGGACAGCUUUUCCUGUCGACAUCAAAAGCUAUCUCGGUACUCACAGUAUGAACACAAUGUACCCAGUAUCCCGGCGAUACGGUGAUUCUACACUUUAGAGAUGCCCAGUUGCUCGAAGCAUGGUUAGCGUUAACCAGCGUUUAAUACCUUGACAACGUAUUGGUUUUGAUACUGCUUAACCAAUGGUUAAAGCUAACCAUGCUUUGAGCAACUCAGCCCUGCACCGCAGUAUAUAUAUAGCUUCGCUCCGUUGCAGAAAUCACGCCGAAAUGACCGUCCUUAUGGGGGAACAGAAGCUGUCCGAGAUGGUUGUCGUGUCGGCCCAAAUUAAAGCUAUCUGAAUGGUGUGAAUAUAGUCUCAAUGGCCUUACAGACUUUGUUGUUAGUAUCGACUUUUUGGAUACCGAUUAAAACAUUACACUGUAUUCAGCAUAUUUCUAAAAUUAAAUAAUUAGUUUCUUCAAAAACUGCGAAAACGUUAGAGAGCUUUUCAAUGACGUUUGACGGCAAACGUGAAUUUUACCAGGUGACCAAGAUUUCCCCUUACUUGCCUUUUACUUCUAAUUACUUUGACAAAAAAGUAGUUUCACGGCAGUUUUUUUAAAUAACAAUUAGUUUGCAUAGUUUUCACCUUCUCAUUUUCUAUUAGUAGGGCAAUCCUGAACUUGAAUCUGCCGUUUACCGUUUGCCGUAAGCUUGACUCUAAAUAGAGAGUUUAAUCUUCACGUAUACGGUAAACGGCAAACGUCAGAUUCAAGUUGAUAAUUACCUGCGUGCAGACGUCUCCUAUAUAGGAGACGUCUGCACGCAGGCAAGUUGAUAAUUUCUCAAAAUACAAAAUGAGCAGAUAAAAACAGCUCAGAAAAUUCUUAUGGAAAAAAAUAUGCGUGAAACUACUAGUUUGUGUGUACAAAUAAUGAACAGUACGCGACAAGCAAAGGGGAAACUUGGUCACGUGGUACAAAUUUCGCGUUAGCUGUUUGAUGUAAACGUGAUGCUUAACCUCUCUACUCUAAAUCUUUCUUCUAACAAGGUUUUAUUUGUUGGAAUGCUAGGACGAUCACAACUGUCUAAUCAGCAUCCACCUCUGUCCAUUCCAGCAGGCAUGUACGACUGUGGAGAUGGGUUCUAUGAUCCCAUCAAAAGAACUGUCAUCAAUUACGACUUCAUCUUUCUACGAAAUACAGGUGCAGGUUAAAGUAACGUGUAGUUUGCCACUACGCAUGCGCGAGCAUACAUCGACAUGUACCCUACCCCCAUGCAAAACGACUGGGAGUACCCGAGAGUGGCAUGCGCCUCCAGUAAACAGCUGUCCCAUGGUGGGUGUUGUGUGAAAAGGGAUUUCGGAUAAAUAAAAAUUGGACAAUCGUUUUGGUUUUUUCACAGAUGAAAAGGAGCACUACUGGAUAGUAAACCACUGUAGGAAGGAAUGGGAUGAGCCAGUUGGCACAAGAAGAAUUCAUUAA
Molecule: messenger RNA, 4500 nt
Organism: Porites lobata
Lineage: Eukaryota; Metazoa; Cnidaria; Anthozoa; Scleractinia; Poritidae
Source: the annotation of a GenBank genome assembly